UUGUGGGCUAAGUAAAUCCUGAUAGACAAGAGUUCCAUGUUGAUGUGUAUAUACUUUGGAUGUCAACUUAAAUACUGAACAUACAACCAAACAUGGUGUAGAAAACCCCACCCAAUCUUAUAAUCGCCUUUUAUUGGUGGGUGAUKUUUUGUAAAUCCUGUCCCCCUUUUUGUUGGCGAUUGUAAUUGGUCAAUGGUGACGACAAUCCCAACUCACAUUCCCGCCUACCGAGGAGAUCAAGUUUGAAUGAACAACAGCAGUCUGUUCAAGGAGUAGUAGUUGCAAUUUCAGUAAAAAAUACUUUUACUUCUGUAUACUUGGUUUAUAAAAUCGGUGGACUAGUUUUCUCAAGAUGGAUAUGAAGAAAAGAAUUCAUCUAGAAUUGCGGAAUCGCACGCCAUCUGAUGUGAAAGAACUGGUGCUUGAUAUCGCUCUAAACGAAGGCAAAAUUGAGGGCCUCACAGAUGAAUUUGAAGAGUUGGAAUCUAGCACAAUCAACGUUGGGCUGACGUCGGUCUCCAACUUGCCCAAGCUGAACAAGCUAAAAAAGUUGCUUGAACUCAGCGACAACAGGAUCUCAGGUGGGCGUGAAGUACUGGCGGAGAAAAUGCCCAAACCUCACACACUAAACCUCAGUGGCAACAAAAUUAAAGACCUCAGCACAAUAGAACCACAGAAAAAAUUAGAGACCCUCAAAAGCUUAGACUUGUUCAACUGUGAGGUGACCAACCUCAACGACUACAGAGACAACGUGUUCAAGCUCCUCCCCCAGUUGACGUACCUCGGCUAUGACAAAGACGACAAGGAGGCGCCAGCGGACGCAGAGGCCUAUGUGGAGGGACUGGAUGAUGAUGAUGACAGUGAUGAGGUAGAUGAGGAGGAGGAGGAGGAUGAGGAUGAAGACGCCCCACCAAGAAAAGAGGAUGAUGACGAUGAGGAAGAGGAGGAAGAGGAGGACCUAAGUGGAGAGGAGGAAGAGGAGGAGUUGGACGGCAAGGAGAGUGAUGAGGAUAAUGAAGAAGAGGAGCGAGGUCUGAAGAGGAAAAGGGAUCUAGACGAGGAAGCAGAGGAGGAGGAAGACGACUGACGAUGUGCUCACCACCAAGCUAUGUUCUGAUCAGACUGUUUUAACCUUGUAUUCCCUGUCCCCUCCCACCCCUCUGUAUUUGUCCGUUGUCAUAUAUUGCAGUAGGCAUGGGUAGUGUCAUGGGCCAGCUGGGUAAAGGGUUGGUGUAAGGAAACAAGUUUGAUUAUUUUUUUCUUAUAUAUUUUGUUGUACUUUUUGAUUCCUUGUAUUCUACUCAUAUCUGUCCCCUGCAAACCACUGGAAGGGCAGAAAGAGAACAUUUCGUAAAAGUCCAAUAUUAUUAGCUCUAACCUUUGUAAAGGUUUUGUUUUCUCAGUGAUAUUGAUACCUUCUGUGUAAACAGAUUUCUGAUGAUGAUUUAUGUAUUUAAAGAGACAAACUACCAAAAAACCUUUUAGAAAUGCAUGUCUGAAAUAGAUUUUAAAGUCGACUACUGGAUUUCAAGUAUGACAGUUUCCUAUACCCUUUUCUUAUUCAGUGUCUUUUUCUUUCAGUGUACAUUAAGCGUUUUGUGGUGUCGUCCGUAUAUCAUAUGUGCUGUUUUCAUUAUGGAAAGGGUGUUUAAACAUUCAUAGAGUGGCCUGUAUACAGGCCAUCUUUUAAACACAGUAAAGAAUGUCUGCCCUUGUCAGAAUGUUUCUCCUUAACCCCUAGCUUUGAUAGUUCGGACAUUACGUGUUAUUUGUAAAUACUGACCAAAUCUAUUUUUUUUCUAUUACUCUUUGAUAAUGGCAGACAUUUACACUUAAUUAAUUGUAACGAUGAACUGUAGUAAGAUAUUGAAUAUCUGUGCAGCCGUACCUAAAGUAGACUAAUUGAAUCUGGUACACGAUUUCCAUUUUCACCAAAUUAUAUUCACAGAAAUACUCACUGAAUCCAAAUUUGUUAUUGCUGUCCAACUCUUCAAAUCCAUAUUCGUUCCCCACCUAUAUAAUACACCGCUGGGCAAUGUGCAAAGAAAACACCUUUUGCAUUUUCUUUUCUUAAACCAUAGGACAGUUCAUGGUCAGAUAGGCCUACCUCAGUCAUGUUCCCCUUACAUGUUUAACCCACUGUCAUCAAAGCUAAUACCUUACCAUGAGACAAACUUUUGAUUUUCUCCCUUUCACUUCAAUAAAUAUUUUUUUUUUAUACAA
Salvelinus sp. IW2-2015 is the source of this 2223-nucleotide messenger RNA. RefSeq names its product acidic leucine-rich nuclear phosphoprotein 32 family member A-like. Gene Ontology annotation, molecular function: histone binding. Gene Ontology annotation, biological process: regulation of apoptotic process. NCBI's taxonomy places the organism in Eukaryota, Metazoa, Chordata, Actinopteri, Salmoniformes, Salmonidae. The record is from RefSeq and is a predicted model, not a curated record. Gene Ontology annotation, cellular component: nucleus.